Molecule: messenger RNA, 1908 nt
Organism: Solea solea (common sole)
Lineage: Eukaryota; Metazoa; Chordata; Actinopteri; Pleuronectiformes; Soleidae
Gene: ube2m
Product: ubiquitin conjugating enzyme E2 M
Exons: 6
Coding region: 367-924 (185 amino acids)
Source: RefSeq, a predicted model, not a curated record
ACACACUCUCACACAUACACACACACUCAUACAUGACCCUCACACAGAGACAGACACACAUUCUCACACACAUGUUUUUAUUAUUCGUUUCGUGAAAGUGAUUAUAAUAAACACAAUAAACACAGUAAACAUUAGUAACAGCAUCACCCCCCCCCUCCCCGGCCUCUCCUGUUAGCUCACAUGCUAACACCCUAGCUCAGAAGCUAAGCUCCGUGUCUGUGUCUCAGUGUCAGUAGUUGAGACGCACCGGCUCCAUCCACAUUCCGGUGCCGUUGAAUCGAACCGAGCCUCCGAACACACGCAGCCCGAGCGCGUUCACACCACAGGGACACACAGUAGCGACAUCCAGCGACCAAACGACUGAAGAUGAUUAAGCUGUUUUCCCUGAAGCAGCAGAAGAAAGACGAGGAAUCUGCUGGAGGAAACAGAGCAGGAGCCGGGGGGAAAAAAGCCAGCGCGGCCCAGCUCCGCAUACAGAAAGACAUCAAUGAGUUGAACCUGCCAAAGACGUGUGAGAUCAACUUCCCUGACGACGACGAUCUCCUCAACUUCAGACUCAUCAUCUCACCAGACGAGGGUUUUUACAAAGGAGGAAAGUUUGUCUUCAGCUUUAAGGUAGGACAGGGUUACCCUCACGAUCCUCCUAAGGUCAAGUGUGAGACGAUGGUUUAUCACCCGAACAUCGACCUGGAGGGAAACGUUUGCUUAAAUAUCCUGAGAGAGGACUGGAAGCCUGUGUUGACAGUUAACUCCAUCAUCUACGGUCUACAGUAUCUGUUUCUAGAGCCAAAUCCUGAGGAUCCUCUGAACAAAGAGGCUGCUGAGGUUCUGCAGACGAACCGAAGGCUCUUUGAACAGAACGUCCACCGCUCUCUGAGAGGAGGCUACGUGGGCGCCACCUACUUUGAGAGGUGUCUGAAAUAAGACGCCACAUCAUGUUCCAAACACCCCGCCCCCUUCACGCCCCUCCCCCUCUGUCUCAGCCCCUCCCCCCGUCCCAGGAGCAGCGGCAGCUGCGGUGGCGUCAGAUCACAGCACGCCACAGGACGCUUUUCUGUUUUAAAACAAAAGACGAAGACACGCCCCCUUCUCCUUCCGCCUUUUUUUCUGUUUUAUUUCAACCGUUUACACGCCACAGGCGGACACGCCCACCUGGACUCACAAAGAUGGCCGACAGAGAGUGGUGGCCUCAGGCCCUGAUGAUGAAGAUGAAGAUGACGAUGAUGGUGAUGAAGGUGGACGGGGCGUUGUUUGUUGCUCAGGUGAUUCAAUGAUUGGCUGAACGCUGCAGCGCCUCUGGUGUUUGGUUUCUUUUGGGUUUUUUUGGCACCUGACGUCACACAGGAAGCCACGAGGACACGCCCACCUCCAUUUUGCUGCCAUUUGCUUGUUUGUCACACAAACUUCAGCAAACUCCAAACACAACAUCACUGUUCUUGUCACCUGAUGACAUGAAGUCAGAGUGGGUGGGGCUUGUUAAUGUGGGAGGAGAAUGUACCGUUUAAAGAAAAAAACCUAAAACUUUUGUGUUAGAGCCACGGGGGAGGAGUUUUUAAGAUUCGGAGGGGCUCUUGUGUGUCAGAGAUUCUCCAGAGUGGGAGGGGCUUGCAAGUUACACCAGGAGCAUGUGGGAGUGGCCUGUCAGAGUGGGAGGGGCUGGGGUGAGGAGCCACAAGUCACGCGACAGGACAGCCUGACCUCACAGAACACAUCAACACUGAUUGGUUUAGGAGUUUGCUGCAAAGUUACACACACACACCGGUCUGCAUCAAGGGGUGGAGCUUCCUGUCAAGUGGUGGUGCUGUCAUGGGGUGGGGGCGGUCCUUAUGUUUUAAAGGAGCAGGUUGUGGGAGAAGUUUAUGGAAAGGAAAGGAGGGGUUUUCAUUUUGCUGGCUGGGGUGGGAGGGU